This is a messenger RNA of Drosophila elegans, 635 nucleotides long. RefSeq lists its product as uncharacterized. Bases 1 to 519 code for a protein of 172 amino acids. Lineage: Eukaryota; Metazoa; Arthropoda; Insecta; Diptera; Drosophilidae. The transcript is spliced from 4 exons. The record is from RefSeq and is a predicted model, not a curated record.
AUGAACGCCGUGAUGUUUAUUCUGUUGAUUUCCAUGGGACCGAUUGCACUCCGUGGUCAUUUGGAGUUCAAUAACGUGCACUGUCUUGUGCGGAACCGGAAGUUCAUGGAAUAUGAAUACUGCUACCUGAAGUCCAUCAAUCGCACCUACAAGUACCUUUCGUUAAAAACGAAAAUCCACCAUCUCCCCGUAGACAAUUGCGUGACCAGGUUUCAGUUUAGGAACCGGGAGAACCGGCGACUCAUGUACAACUUGGAUUUCAAGGUGGAUGCUUGCAAGUUCAUGCGGGAUCGCCAAAACGUGGUUGCCAAUUGGGUGUUUCAGACCUUUGAGUCCUACUCGAACAUAAACCACACCUGUCCCUACGAUCAAGACCUUGUUCUGAACAAGUUGCCGGUGCAGUACGUGAACAGGGUGCUCCAGUCGAUAGUCCCCGAUGGCAGGUAUUUCGCGAACUUGACCUUUGUGGUUUCUGGCGUUCCGUGGACCGAAGUCCUGGUCUACUUCACCAAGAGCUGAAUGGAAAUAGAAUUAUAAAUUCAGUCAAAACUUUGCAACACAGUGAAUGAAACAUUUUCUGCCCAAUAACUUAUAAAUAUUCAUGUACAGCAUCACAGGGGAAGCUAGCCUUGUCC